AUGGAUCUGGCUUUUGGCAGCUUCGCAGCUCUUGCGCAGCCGUACCUCUUCGGCAGGCAGCACUUCACCGCGGAUGGAUUCGAAGCACAUGUGGCUGCCAGCAAAUCUCCGGACCGCAUGAUCAGGACAUUCCGACCACACCUGAAUGGGCGUGUGUAUUUGGUGACAGGUAGUGGGACCGCCGUCAUACGAGAGAACAUCAAAUUUUUGUUGGAGUGUGGGGCUACAGUCUACGCUGUCUGUGCGACCCAAGACAUUGCAGAUGAGCUGACCAGCAGUUUCCAGUCAUUGGAUGCCAAGCUGGAGGAGGGUGAGGCCCAGCUUCACAUUCUGCUCGCGGAUGUCGCAUCAAGCUCAUCGGUUCGGGAUUGCUGGCAGCGCUUUGAAUCCAGCUUGACUCAUAAGCGUCUUGAUUGCUUGGUAUGUGGUGAGCAGCGCUUCCGCCACCAACGCACCAUCACUCAAGACGUGGAAGAGACCUUUGCGGCAAACCUGCUGUGGGGCACCUACUUUCUUGGUAUUCUGGCAUUGCCGUUGCUGCAGCAGAGCAGCGGUCGGAUCGUCGUGGUGAGCAGUUGGGAGAUGUAUGGGACAGCGCUUCCAGAACUGCCAAAGCUUACCUCAGAUGCCAAGGAGGAGUACGUUGGCCUUCUCGCAUUUUCCUAUGUGAAACGGGGACAGGUUCUUCUUUGCGAGCACUGGGCCACGGAAUUUUCGGAAGUGAAAGUUGUCAGUUGCCAUGCAGGAUGGGUUGAGGACAAGCUGGCAACAGACAUUUACGGAGAAAGAUCUGUACUGAUGGAGCCAAUGCGUGAUGCCUGGUCGGGUGCCGAGGGCAUCGCGUGGCUGUGCACUACGGCGUCCCGCAAUCUAGUGUCAGGCGCCUUCUACUUGGACAAGGCGCCCCAGAGCAAGCAUCUGGCAGGCCCUUUCUUCUCGGAGGGCACUGCAACUCAGAACAGCAGUACCGACCUUCACCUCUUCCUCGUGUGCUUGCAGGAGUGGAGUCAUGGCCAGCGAGUGGCGGUCAUGCCGCGUGCUGCGGUGAAGAAUGGGCUCCCUUCACUGCAAGACGCGGCUGUUACGGACGGCUCUCGCUUCCAACUCAACAAAUUCAUGGGCAUCUGGUAUGUCAUGUGGCAUGUUCCGAACGGUUUCGAGGAGGCUAGCUCCAACAUCGUCAGGGACUACCGGCUCGAUGCAUCGGAGUCAGUGGUCAUGGUCCGCUAUAUCAGUCGCCAGGGUGACAAGCGACUUAUCCAUGAGGAGCACCUGGCAGUGAUGGGCCCCUUACGCUCUGAGUUUCAGCGGCAGCCGCAGCUGGGAGCUACUUCGAGUGUGCUUCCUCGCUACGUGGUCCUCUACUGUUCAGACAAUGCCAGGGUUGGAAUGGUUGGCACGACUGAUCGCAGCAAGUUGUGGCUGCUGUCGCGAGAACCAGCGCUGGAUGUUCAGUCUCUGCAGAAGCUUCGGGAGCAUGCCAAGAAGUUCGGUUUCAGUCCGUCCAAGCUUCUCUGCGUUUCGCACCAGUGGCGACAGAAAUGGGAUGGGUGA
Symbiodinium natans is the source of this 1554-nucleotide messenger RNA. Lineage: Eukaryota; Dinophyceae; Suessiales; Symbiodiniaceae. The record is from the annotation of a GenBank genome assembly.